AUGUUUCCACACCAGGGCGGUCAAGGCCAGCUCCCCACGCACUGGCAACCGCCAACGUCACAGCAGCCUGCCAAUGGCGCAUAUCCGCCGCCUGCUCAUAUGAACUCGAACCUCCCUCCUCCUCCCCAAGAACCCCGUCCGGACAUGGCCCAUCAACAACACCCACCACAGUACCCCCAGCCCUAUCGCCUGCCCGGUCCCAAUGAGUGGACUCGCGGCCCGCCCUCCCAGGACCCAUAUCGCCAGCAAGCCCCUCCACCGCCGCAAUAUGUCCAGCAGCACCACCAGCCGCCUGCGCCACGCCAGCGCACUGCCAUUGCCUGUCGGUACUGCAGGCGUCGCAAGAUUCGCUGUUCGGGUUUCGAGGCCACCGAAGACGGCCGCUGCUCGAAUUGCAUGCGAUUCAACCAAGACUGCAUCUUCACGCCUGUCUCGGCUCAGACCCAGGCCUUUGUGCCUGCACACACGGUAUGGCGCGGCGUUGGCCAGCCUCCGCCCAUGUACGGCGCAUAUGGCCAGCCUCUUCCCCCGGCUAGCCACGCAGAGGCAUUCGGACAGCCCGCGCGUCCGCAGCCGUAUUUGCCAAGUCCCACUGCAGGUCCGUACUCUGCUCACUCUGAACAUGGUCCGCCAGGUACGCCUCAAGAGGAGGCAGCCCGUGAGGCGCUGAUGGGCAGGAAGAGGCUCCAUCCCGAGCCUCACACUCCUACCCUGCCGCCGCCACCACCUGGCUCAGCCUCACAGGCAGCUCCUCGUCGAGGCCCUAGCUCAGACUAUGUAUAUCCAGAGCCACAGUCUCUAACUUCGGCUGCUUCUACAGCAAACCCUUCUACUCCCUACGCGUCUGGCCCGCCCCCUCCCCAGCCAUACUACACCGCACAACCCCCUCGUCAGGGCUCACCGCAGAGCGCCUACCGUUACGAACCGAGCCGAUCGUCUUCCUCGCCCCAUUCCCAAGCGCCCACCACACCGGGCGCCCCUCCUACCCCCUACUACGCCGCUCCACCGCAGCCCAACGGCGCCCUGCAGCCGCCUCCGCCACCGCCGCGCAGUGAUGGCAGGACGCCGCCUCCUCCCCCUCCGACGACCACGUCCUCGACAGCUACAAGCAGGCCUAGCAUGCGCAUCAACGACCUUGUUACGGAUAAUGGAAAUGGACGCACGUCGACUGAUUCUUCCAUGCUGAAUAUGCUCAACCGUCGACCCAUGUAG
This is a messenger RNA of Plenodomus lingam JN3, 1212 nucleotides long. RefSeq lists its product as uncharacterized. Lineage: Eukaryota; Fungi; Ascomycota; Dothideomycetes; Pleosporales; Leptosphaeriaceae. Gene Ontology annotation, biological process: regulation of DNA-templated transcription. Gene Ontology annotation, molecular function: DNA-binding transcription factor activity, RNA polymerase II-specific; zinc ion binding. The record is from RefSeq and is a predicted model, not a curated record.